This is a messenger RNA of Lindgomyces ingoldianus, 993 nucleotides long. RefSeq lists its product as uncharacterized. The coding region runs from base 229 to 993 and encodes 254 amino acids. The transcript is spliced from 3 exons. The record is from RefSeq and is a predicted model, not a curated record. NCBI's taxonomy places the organism in Eukaryota, Fungi, Ascomycota, Dothideomycetes, Pleosporales, Lindgomycetaceae.
GCCCUCCUCAGCAGCGUCCCAUCCACAUGGCCCUCCUGGAUCUGGCCUCUCCUGCAACCUGCUCGCAUAGGGAUAGCUCCUCGUAUCGACUCUCACCUCCCGCAUCCCGUAGUCAACUCUGGUCUCCCACGUCAAUUGACAUCUACCUCCUCUGCAUCUUUGGAUUCAAACCUUCAAGGAUAUUGCUGGGAAUACAGUGGGUGCUUACAGGUGUUCGAGCACGUGCGGAUGAGUUUUAUGAAUAUUAGGGGCCUGUCGGAUCCAAAUGACAGACAUCAGAACACGGAGUUUCAAAAAUUGAUGUGCGAUCUGGAAACAAAGGGGAUAGCUGGACCCAAAGAAGACCUAACUCCCUGCUUCAGCUGUCUCCAGCAAACCUCUCUUGAAACUUCACUAAUCGCCGCCCUCUCAGCCACGUUCCACAACUUCUGCGGCACCACUCGUCCAUCCGCUUAUCUUUUCCUCAUCUCUCUCAUCGAUAUCCUAAAUAAAGCCCAUACACCCUCCUCCGUCACCCCACUCCCAGAUUCCAUCAUGCAAAUCACGACCCUCUCCACACUCUUCACGUCCUCCCCCGGUUUAAAUGAGGUCCCGUCCUCUCAAACCGUGAGCGCGAGCACGAUCACAAUGCCACCGUUCCCAAGCCAGUAUCUAACGCAGAUACCAGAAGGCUGGCCCUACAACUCCGGCUACGGGUUGGCGCGCCGACCAGGACUAAGCGCAACAUUCACGGUUACCGAUGAACUACAUAAACCGGCGGGUCUAGUUAUUAAUAGUUUGAAAUGGUAUCCGCGGCCGUUGGGCAAGCAGAAACCUAUUAAAGUCACGGAUGAGCGGCCAAAGUGGAUAUGGAGUACUACCACAGUUGCAUCUGGAACUAGUUCUGCUUCAGUUAGUUUGUUGAGUGCGAGAUCGAAAACGCCGACGACAUACACGCUUAUACAUGAUGAUUCGAUGUCGUCGAGUUCUAGUUCAGAUUCGAAGGAUACUUAG